Messenger RNA from Triticum turgidum subsp. durum (durum wheat), 1188 nucleotides. The record is from the annotation of a GenBank genome assembly. NCBI's taxonomy places the organism in Eukaryota, Viridiplantae, Streptophyta, Magnoliopsida, Poales, Poaceae.
AUGGGUACUGAGGUUGUACUCCAAUCUUCCAAAGAGGAGCUGGAUUCUUCCAUUGUCCCUCCAUCUAGCAACAACAUGGAAACGCCGGAUGAUAAGGGUGACCAUUUAACGGAGCUUUCGGGCACUGUCAAUGCUGAAAGUUCUUUGGGUGCACAAUCUGAGAAUGGCGUCUCGGAACCAUUAGAAGCUCUUGAUGUAAAUGGAGAUACCGAGCAUGAUGGUUCCUCGGUCACUGGCCACGCUGAACAGACCAAUGACGAGCCUGCUGCAGAUGAAGCCUCUCCUGUCACCGUCGAGAAAGGAGAGGUGUUGCAACAUGGUGUUGAAAUUAGUGCUUACGAACAAGAGAAUCAAGAUACGUUUCCAGCGACAGAAACAGUGGCGAGUGAUAGCACCUCGGUCACAUCUAUGGAAGAUGUGCAACCAAAAAAAGGUGCUCAGUCAGAGCCUGGAGAUGUUAGUGGGUACCCUCCAGACCUACCCAAUGACAAGCACUUGACUGGAAAUGGAAAUGGAAAUGUCUAUGAGAACGCAAAGUGCGUACUGACAAGCUCGACGAAGAAGAUGAAGAGAAGCGCGUCUGCGACUACAAGGAAGCCACUACAAGCUACAAACAGAAACAGUCCUCCGGAUGACUGGAAUGCUUCCACUCUCACUAACUCAAAAUCGUCGAAUGGAAAGACUACUACUGUCCCGUCAAGCCCGGUCUUCAGAUGUACUGAACGUGCCGAGAAGCGCAGAGAGUAUUAUUCAAAGUUGGAGGAGAAACAUCAAGCUAUGGAGGAACAGAGGAUUCAGCUGGAAGCUAGGUUGAAGAGGGAACAGGAGGAGGCUCUCAGGCUUCUCAGGAAAAGCCUGACAUUCAAAGCCACACCCAUCCCAAGCUUCUACCAUGAGGCACCUUCUCCCAAGGCUGAAUACAAGAAGUUGCCCACGACCCGUCCCAAGUCGCCGAAGCUGGGGAGGAAGAAGGCUGCCAUGAACACCUCGCACUCAUCGGAGGAGAGCGAGAGCACGAGGCCCUGCUGCCGCGCAAGCCGCGACAGACACGACAGCAACUGCAAAUGCCACAGCAGCAGCAGCAAGCCACGGCAGCAGCAGCAACAUCUUGCAGCAAGCUCAUCCAAGAAGCAGCCCAACAAGAACCAUGCCCACAAGCUAUCGGCGCUCAACAUCGCCGUGUGCUAG